AUGCACGCAAAUUGGAAUAGUAUCCUACCCGACCUCGUCGAGGCCUACAUUAACUGGCAAGACUCGCCUCCCACCCCAGACUGCGAUGAGCAGCUACCGCACUUCACAAUUGACGUCUUCAAUAUCUUCACGCUGCAAACAACUGUGACCAUCAUCCUUGACGAAGAGGCCUCGAGCCCCCGGGCCCUACUCCGCAACGGCUACCUCGGCACAUCACCUAUUCAACCCACGCUAGCCAUCUCCCUCUCGACGCUCGAACUCUUUCGUCGGAUUCAACUCUUCAAGGCUUCUUUCAGUGUCGAGGCGUUCGCCAAACUCAUGUGCCACUAUUAUAAGAUCGCAUAUCGCCGCCACUAUCGCGCAAUCGUCGCCGACGCCUAUGAGGUCUACAUCACAAUCCUACGUGCUGUGCAGAAGCGCGUGGACAGGGUGCUCGGGCGCGAUGUGCCUGACUGGCGAGUGAUGAAUGCAUGUCCCCCCUGCGGAUAUGAGGUAAGUAGUACAUGUGACGAGAGCUGUAUUCUCGAAGAUGAGCCCCCGAUGACAUGGUCACGAAUGGUGUGCAUGGACGGGAACAUGUCGCUGAAACGUAUUGCCUCCAUCGGAGCCCGGGCUCGCGGCGAUCUUCGCGUCCUUGGGGAUAGUGAUUACUUCCUCCCCUCAAGUUUCGUCGACCAGUUUGCCAACGAAGUCCGGUCGCACAAGCAAGAUGACAACGUCGACGCUCCACCCGACGAUACUGGUGGCGACCCUACCGAUGGCGCUGACCCCAGCCAGUGUACGAAGAACUGGAAGGCAUCAGCAUCCGAGGAUAAGAAGGGCAUGUGGGGCAUAUUCGAUGAGACUGGUAUCUUCGCGAGCGCGUGCCAGCAUGGUAUGAUUCUUUGGCUGAUCAACAUGGUGCGGAGCGGCGAGCUUGCAAAGUAUCCAUUAGCGAUCGCCGCCAAGAUUAUCGAUGUGCUUCCGCAAAAAUGCCUCAAUGGCUACGACAUUGGCUGCGACUUCGCGAAGACACUUCAGAAUAGCUCACUCGGAGAACGAUGGCGUGUGCAUGGGUCUCGAUGCUGCGUCAACGCAUUCCACGGGUGCAGCCAUAACUACUGGUGCCAGCUCAAUCACCAUCCGAACGUCAUCGUCGGCAUGGGCAUUGAAGACCUCGAGACCCUCGAACACGUCUUCAGCGCCUCCAACCAGCUUGCUUCCAUUACGCGAUACAGUUCCCCGUACCACCGCCGUCUCGCGAUCGAGCAAUACUUCCAGCAGUGGGAUGCAGAAAAGUACGCGAACCUGAGUGUCAUGAUCUAUAACAACUACGUCCAGGCCCUGAACAUCAUCGAGACGGACACUCUCGCACUAAACGAGGCUAUGUCCUCCAUGCACGUCACAGUCGAUAUGCUACGGCAAUGGCAGGUCGAAGAGCACGAGUACUUCCGGACGCUUGGGCGCGAAGCUCCGUGGGACGUGCACGCCAUGGCGUACGUUGAGAAUCUGCAGGAGCUCCGUAGUUUACGGGCACAGCUCCAGAAGGCAUCUACGCAGCUCGUCAACUCGAUCCCGGCAGGCUACACCUUCGCACUGCCGCAAUCUGGUUCGGUCAACUACAAUGCGGAGACGUCGCGGAUGCGGAAGGCGGAGACGGAGCGGCGCUAUCUCGUUGAAUGGGAGCGUGCCCUUGCAAUUGAAUGUACGGAGAUGGAACUGCACAUGGGUAUCCCCGUUACUUGGGAGUCCACGGACGCCCUGUACCAGGAAACCUUGAGGUACAUGGCAAAUCGUACGUAUGAGCGUGCCCUGGAUAAACUGCAGCAGCUCGUCGUGAAGCGGCUCUUCGAGUUGCACAAGAUGAAUCUGUCGCAAACAGCAUACCGGGUGCGAACACACAUAUCGAAAUCACUACAGAAAAGAUGCAAGGCGAUUCGUACCGCGGUCAACUCGUACAACAAGGCAGCAGCCGAGCUCAAUCCUCCGCGUGCUCCCCUUGACUGGCUGAAGGUAUCGCAUUACAACUUCCUCGAUGAGUUCGAACUGCUCAAGGAUACCCGAAAUGACGUGCGCAAGAGGCCCUGGGUGCGACCGGAUGCACGCGAGAUGAUGCGGCAACUCCGCCGCCUAGACCGUGCAAACGAGGAGAUAGAUCGCUGCAACGUACAAGCACGACGACUGUAUACCGCUAUUGCCGACGAGCACGAUCAAUUCCUCCGCGUCAUCGGGGACCUCAAGGCUGCCGAAGAUCCUCUGCAUGGGAUUGCGGUCGAGUACUGUGAGAGGCGCCUCAACGUGAACGUGCGGCACAUCGAGCGGCUCCACCAGCUUGCCUCCUUGAAGGGGUUCACGGGGAAUUUGAGCCGAGGACGUCGCAAGGGUGCACCACCUCCUACGCCUUCUCCGAGUGCCCAUCCGCCGAUCGCUCAGAACGGGCCCAAUGUCACGGCCGAGUCGCCUGCUGGCAAUGCUGCCGGCCUUACUGCAUACAAUAUACCCUCACACAAUCAUAUUCACAGUGACGACGGCGACGGUGGCGACAGCGAUGGAGAGGAUGAUGACGAGACUCAGGGUGAUGUCGGCAACCUAGUUGACUUCAUGGGUAAUGCGUCGAGGUAG
This is a messenger RNA of Fomitopsis serialis, 2601 nucleotides long. RefSeq lists its product as uncharacterized. The coding region runs from base 1 to 2601 and encodes 866 amino acids. The transcript has 6 exons. Lineage: Eukaryota; Fungi; Basidiomycota; Agaricomycetes; Polyporales; Fomitopsidaceae. The record is from RefSeq and is a predicted model, not a curated record.